AUGUUUCCUGUCUCAACGGAGAUGCUUGAGCUGGAGACAUCGAAACUUAUGCAGGAUUUAGUGCACCUGCGUAAAUUGUUGCAUAAAAUCCCCUCCAGACCGACCUUACACGGGUCACUAAACAUCAUCGGCCCAGCAAACCACUCUGUCAACUAUCUGAGCCAGCAAAACAUCGAAGAAGCGCACCGUCCUACCAGUUUAUACUCCAAAGAGCCUGAUUGCCGAGCCAAACGCAUCCUUGAAUCACCGAACGUCUCUCAGGCACGUCUUGCCCCGAAUCCCAAACACGAUACAAAACAGCAAGUCGAGUGCUCAGUGCCAGACCCGUACGUUCAGGAGAGCACCAACGUUUCCGCCUUCCAACCCUGCCAUCACUUCUCGGGCCUCAAUCGAUCACCACACCACCUUACAGCCUCAGCAUCUUGCCCAAGCCUAACGAAAACCCUUGGAUUACCUACGCCGGUCGAGUCGAGCAACCUUGCGCUCUCCGGCCACAGGCCACCAGGGCGGUGA
Messenger RNA from Letharia columbiana, 513 nucleotides. RefSeq lists its product as uncharacterized. The coding region runs from base 1 to 513 and encodes 170 amino acids. Lineage: Eukaryota; Fungi; Ascomycota; Lecanoromycetes; Lecanorales; Parmeliaceae. The record is from RefSeq and is a predicted model, not a curated record. The transcript is spliced from 2 exons.